This is a messenger RNA of Hevea brasiliensis (rubber tree), 1311 nucleotides long. Its product is annotated as syntaxin-72. NCBI's taxonomy places the organism in Eukaryota, Viridiplantae, Streptophyta, Magnoliopsida, Malpighiales, Euphorbiaceae. The transcript has 9 exons. Gene Ontology annotation, molecular function: SNAP receptor activity; SNARE binding. Bases 291 to 1088 code for a protein of 265 amino acids. Gene Ontology annotation, biological process: intracellular protein transport; vesicle fusion. Gene Ontology annotation, cellular component: SNARE complex; endomembrane system. The record is from RefSeq and is a predicted model, not a curated record.
CACCUUUUUAUCGCGAACUUUAAUCUCGUCUCGUCUUUCUCUGAAUCCUUCGUGUAGCUUAUCGUGGCCAUGAAAAUGUCUCCUCUCUUCUUUCCCUGAAAACUGAAAAGCGCAUUUUACGUUCUACGCUUCAUUAGACGAUGCCAGUGGCCAGAGACUUAACGUUAAAGGCCGCAAAACUAUGCCAAAAAUAGAGAGAGAAGAAUCUUCACCCUCUCUUUCUCUAAUUUUCCCUCACUUUCCUUUCUUUUCCUUGGCUUUCUUUCCAUCAUCAUCAAGCAGCAACAAAGAUGAGCGUCAUAGACAUUUUGUUCAGAGUCGAUGAAAUUUGCAAGAAAUAUGACAAGUACGACAUCGACAAGCAGCGGGAUCUUAAUGCCUAUGGCGAUGACGCCUUCGCUCAUCUCUUUGCCUCUGUCGAGUCUGACAUUGAAGGCGCUCUCCAUAAAUCUGAGUUGGCUAUAAAGGAGAAGAACAGGGCUUCUGCUGCGGCAAUGAACGCAGAGGUUCGUAAGACUAAGGCUCGAUUGAUGGAUGAACUUCCUAAGCUGAAAAAAUUGGCUAAUAAAAAGGUCAAAGGGCUUUCAAAAGAAGAACAAGCAAUCCGUCCCGACCUGGUUCUUGCACUGCCAGAAAGGAUUCAAGCCAUAGCAGAUGGGAUUGAAGCAGCAGCCAAACAAAGUGGAGGAUUGGCAGGAUCAACCCCUAAUAAAAAUGUCAAGUUUGACUCAUCAGAUGAACACCUUCAUGAUGAUUUUUUCCAACAAACUGAAGAAUCAAGUCAAUUUAAACAAGAGUACGAAAUGCGGAAGAUAAAACAGGAUCAAGGUCUUGAUUUUAUAUUGGAAGGAUUGGACACGCUGAAAGAUUUGGCUCAUGAUAUGAAUGAGGAAUUGGAUAGGCAAGUUCCUUUAAUUGAUGAAAUUGAUACAAAGGCGGAUAAGGCAACUUCAGAUCUUAGAAAUACAAAUGUUAGGCUAAAGAAAACAAUUGUUGAGAUAAGGUCCAGUAGAAACUUCUGCAUUGACAUUAUUCUGCUUUGUGUAAUCCUGGGAAUUGCGUCCUAUAUCUACAAUAUAUUGAGAUGAAAGGUUUUCAUGGGCUUGUUCUACUGUCUGCUUGAUCAUAAUGUUGUCUGGUAUAAUGAUUUUCAUCAUCUGAGGGUCUUUUCUGUAUGCUUUCAGUAUCUUAAGCAUAUGUUCAUUUAUUAUGUUGCCCCCUAAGAAUUCUUUUUCAUUUGGCUUUUUGUAUUAACCAUCUGAUAAUAACUAUUGGAGCUUUAAGCAUACGGUAAAAUAUCAAUUUAUUGUC